UGAUAAGCUCAAUAACAUACCGACAGCAAAACUUUUUUCAGUAGAUGUAACGGGUGAUCUCGAAGAGAAUCGCAGCAAGAUUCCUGAAGUAUUCUCAAAACAAAGACCAAAUUAUGGCAAGAAUCAUACUUCAAAACAUACUAAAAUGGUGCUAGAUAAACUAGCAGUAAGAAAGUAUCUGUGCAAAAAUUCGAAUAAUACUGAAUCUAGUGAGGCUAUUAUGAAAACAGGAGAGUAUGAUGUAUGGGCACAAGGUUCAAAGAAAUUUUAUGUUUUUAUGGAUUUUGAAGAGCGAAAAAUUAAGCCACCUCAGACCUUGAAUAUGAAACCUGCAGUUAACAUUCCUGCUGUUCAUCUACCACAUUGUGGAUCAAGCUACAUGCCAUCAUUUAAAGAUCAUCAGGAGCUCCUCAUGAUGGCUCAUGAAGUAGAAGUCGUAAAAUUAAAGCAAAUGCAACGUAUCAAUUCUAAACUUCCGUACUCCGUCGAUGUUUCUUCUGCACUAAACAAUGAAUGUGCUGAGCAUGAAAAGAAGAUGAUUGAACGGACAAAAUUGGCCGAAGAGGUGAAAAAAAUGCCAAAGAAAAAAUUUGGCAAAUAUCGAGUCAGAAAAGCACCAGUCGAUGUAAAACUCACGGAGGAUUUGGAAGGGACACUAAGACUUUUAAAGCCUGAAGGAAAUCUUUUCCGUGAUCGAAUGAUUAGUUAUGAAGAGCGUAAUAUUAUUGAACCGAGAGUACCUGUCAGCAAAAAACGAAAAUAUAAACUUAAAGA
Messenger RNA from Racocetra persica, 774 nucleotides. The record is from the annotation of a GenBank genome assembly. Lineage: Eukaryota; Fungi; Glomeromycota; Glomeromycetes; Diversisporales; Gigasporaceae.